ACACAGUCAGCACACCGUUGUAAUUCAUGAAAAUCUUCAUGGAAAUUUCUGCAUCCCCUUCCUUCCGCGACCGAACGACGACAUCACACACGACAACCACGCAGCGCACACACACGACGCACGAUGACAACGGUGAAGCGCAUUGGGCAGUAUGUGCUUGGUGACACCCUUGGCAAGGGCGCCUUUGGCAAAGUGAAGAAGGCAGAACAUGCCAUCACAAAGCACGUGGUUGCCGUGAAGAUCCUCAACAGGGAGAAGGUGAAACGGCAGGAUAUGGUUGGCAAGAUUAAGCGCGAAAUCCAGAUUCUCAAGCUCUUUCGGCAUCCAAAUAUCAUCAGGCUCUACCAGGUCAUUUCAACACCAAAGGACAUCUUCAUGAUCAUGGAAUUUGUGUCUGGAGGAGAACUCUUUGAUUACAUCCGACAAAAGGGCAGGCUGUCAGAGGACGAGUCGCGAAAGUUCUUCCAGCAGAUCAUUUCAGGCGUCGAGUACUGUCAUCGUCACAUGGUCGUUCACAGGGAUUUGAAGCCAGAGAACCUACUUCUUGACGAUGACCACAAUGUCAAAAUUGCCGACUUUGGCCUGUCAAACAUCAUGACGGACGGCGAUCUGCUCAAGACGAGCUGCGGAUCCCCAAACUACGCGUCCCCAGAGGUCAUCUCCGGAAAAUACUACGUUGGGCCUGAGGUUGACGUCUGGAGCUGUGGUGUCAUCUUGUAUGUGCUGCUGUGCGGAAAGUUGCCGUUCCACGACACGUAUGUGCCGCGGCUGUUCAAGAAGAUUAUGCGUGGGGAGUACGAGCAGCCGGAGCACGUGUCGCCGCUGGCCCUGGAUCUUCUUGUCAGGAUGCUCGUCACAGAUCCCAUGCAGCGCAUCACCAUUGACGACAUCAAGAAGCACCCAUGGUUUGUGGUCAACAUGCCGGAGGACCUGUUUGUGGAAGACGCCAAGUACGAGGACGACUUUGAUAACGAAAUUGUCGAGGACAUCUGCUCCAAAUUCCAAGUGUACCGGGACACGGUGUUGGAUGCGUUGAUUGCGGGCGACGAGACAGACCAGCUCGUUGUUGCAUACCGCCUCCUCCUCAACAACAAGCGCUUCCACGACCGGCGGCGAGAGCGGUCGCGGGAGGAUCUGGUCGGCAGCAAUUCGUCGCUCGUCAGCGACAACGGACAGAAGAGCAGCAAGGCGCCAAUCCUGCAGUUGGAAACAAAUCCAGCAAGGCUCCAGCUCCCAUCAACAGUGCGGCCACGGCAGUCCGCUGUUCGGCGGCAGAAGCGGUCGCGGUGGCACCUCGGCAUGCGCUCGCAGAACAAACCACAGGACAUCAUGGCCGAGGUGUACAGGACCCUCCGCGCUCUCAACUUUCAAUGGAAGGUGAUCACGCCGUACCACGUGCGCUGCCGCUGCUUCAACCAGGUGAGCGGCACGAUGGUCAAGAUGAGCCUUCGCCUCUACCGCGCAGACAAGUACUACCUCCUCGACUUUCAGAACCUGGCGACCGAGGACGAUCAGCCGCAGCCGUUUUGGCUUCCACCCGACUCGUCCGCACAGCAGACGGCACCAGAUACAGAGACGGCCGGGGUCCACACCAUGGAGUUCUUCGAGCUCUGCGCAACCGUCAUUGCGGAGCUUGGGAGGUAGCGAUGGCGCACAUGUUUCUGUGGUGCGCGGCGAACGGGGCGAAGACCGAUGCAGUUAUCGUGUGCACGCAUGCAUGUGCGAUUGAGUGCGCGCAUGCAUGUGCGUGUGUUUGCUUGUGUUUGGCAGCCAGACGUUCACACAUCCCACAUUGUUCUCUGGGUGCUGUGAUGGUUGGCUGUUAAUUGCAGUUAUGUGUUGUGUACGUACCCACUGCUGGGCAGGGGUGGCCGUGUGUUGUUUGUUACCACAUGGAAGAAAGACAAGGGGGAGGCAGUGGGAGGAGCAUGAGGAAGGGGGGG
Messenger RNA from Salpingoeca rosetta, 1943 nucleotides. Its product is annotated as CAMK/CAMKL/AMPK protein kinase. The coding region runs from base 124 to 1644 and encodes 506 amino acids. The record is from RefSeq and is a predicted model, not a curated record. Gene Ontology annotation, cellular component: cytoplasm. Lineage: Eukaryota; Choanoflagellata; Craspedida; Salpingoecidae. Gene Ontology annotation, molecular function: protein serine/threonine kinase activity; ATP binding. Gene Ontology annotation, biological process: protein phosphorylation; intracellular signal transduction. The transcript is spliced from 16 exons.